GAAUGACGUACGGAUCUGGUGCGGGGCGGGGUUUUAGGCGGGCGGCGCAAAAAUCUCCGCCCGCGGCAGAAAAAGAGUAGUCUGUCGCGCGGGGCACUUCGAAUUCGAUUUCCCAAUCCACCCAACAACAACCAACCACCAGAGUUUGUUAUCGGUCCCCAAAGAGACCUUCCAUUGUAUACCCACCACAUUGAACAUUCUUCAAAGCAUAUCCCCACACACACAAUCGUCAAAAUGUCGAAGCCUUUCGAUCCCGAGACCGCGGAGAACUUGGACGAUAUGGAGAAGCAGUUUGCCGUCAAGGCCGUGGAGCACUUGAUGACAUACUGGGCGAUCCUCGAGAAGGUCCGCGGCUCGCAGCUCCGUCUGACCAAGAUGGACGAUGAGAUCUACGAGUCCUUCAUGAAGGAGUUCCCGGACUUCGACCCCGCCGAGACGCUGAACGAGGACACGAUGAAGAGCAAGGAGGGCAAGGAGAAGUGGCGCAACUGGAUGAACCAGUAUGAGAAGACCGUCACCGACUUCAACUUUGGAACUAUGCUCCGCUCCAACCCCAAAUUCGAGUACGACCAGGAGACGACUAUCUUUGCCAUGCGCAUGCAGUUUUACGCGAUCGAGAUCGCCAGAAACCGCGCUGGACUCAACGACUGGAUCUACGAGAAGGCCCAGAAGGCGAGCUCCUAGAUGUGUGCCACGGAGUACUGGAAAAACCUUUCCUUGGCCCUUCUAGAAUAGUCGCACGAAUGACUGGAUCCGUUCCCCAGCUCCCAAUCCUGCAUUCGCUGUCGCUUUAUGGGAUAGUGCAACGACUCGAGUUCAUAGUCAUCCCACUUCACGGCCCGUUCAUGGUCCAAUGGAUCGUUCGGUAGCGGCCGUAAAUGUUGCUUCUAAUGACCUUGGCAGAGAGUCUGGGUUCCCUGCGAG
This is a messenger RNA of Aspergillus fijiensis CBS 313.89, 924 nucleotides long. Its product is annotated as polysaccharide biosynthesis domain-containing protein. Gene Ontology annotation, cellular component: cytoplasm. The transcript has 5 exons. Bases 235 to 684 code for a protein of 149 amino acids. NCBI's taxonomy places the organism in Eukaryota, Fungi, Ascomycota, Eurotiomycetes, Eurotiales, Aspergillaceae. The record is from RefSeq and is a predicted model, not a curated record.